GGCGGGUACCCGGCGGCUGGACCCAGCAUCCGGGCGGCGGCGAGACCAUGUCGGACCUGGGCUCGGAGGAGCUGGAGGAGGAGGGAGAGAAUGAUCUUGGGGAGUAUGAGGGCGAGCGGAACGAGGCGGGUGAGCGCCACGGGCAUGGGAGGGCCAGGCUGCCCAACGGGGACACGUACGAGGGCCAGUACGAGAACGGGCAGAGGCACGGCCAGGGGACCUACAAGUUCAGGUCCGGUGCCCGGUACAUUGGCGAGUACAACAAAAACAAGAAGCACGGCCAAGGCAUCUUCAUCUACCCAGACGGGUCUCGCUACGAAGGGGAGUGGGCCGAUGACCAGCGGCACGGCCACGGCACCUACUACUACGUGAACAACGACACCUACACUGGAGAGUGGCUGGCCCACCAGAGGCACGGCCAGGGGACCUACCUGUACGCGGAGACGGGCAGCAAGUACGUGGGGUCCUGGGUGCACGGGCAGCAGGACGGUGCGGCCGAGCUCGUUCACCUGAACCAUAGGUACCAGGGCAAGUUCCUGAGCAAAAACCCCGUGGGCCCCGGCAAGUACGUCUUCGACGUGGGCUGUGAGCAGCAUGGGGAGUACCGCCUGACGGACGUGGAGCGGGGAGAGGAGGAGGAGGAGGAGGAGACACUGAUCUCCGUGGUGCCCAAGUGGAAGGCCAUCAAGAUCACGGAGCUGGCCCUGUGGACACCCAGCCUCCCCCAGGAGCAGCCCCCCACCGUGGGGGCCGUCCCCGAGGAGCCCCCUGCCGCUGAAGGCAUGGCCGAGGUCCUGGAGGAGGCACAGGGUUUCGGCGACUUCUCGGACCUGGAAGGUGACUUCCUGAAGCCCGGUGAGGAGGACGUCACCAUGUCCGACAGCCACGAGUACCGGCCAGACGAGUUCCGAUACGACCCCUUGGACAACUCUGCAAGGCCCUGCGGGGGACGGCAGGGGCUCCACUGCUGCUGGCCCUGCCCCUGCCCCCCCCCCCCAGCCCAGUGAGCUGAUAAGGGGCAGCCAGGCUGAGUCUGGAGGAAGCAGGUCCUGGGGGCUGUCAGCAUGGAAAUGGAAGGUGGGGGCUGCAGUUUACUGAACAGCCGCUCAGAAUCCGGGACUUCCUUGGGAGGGGGACCCAGCAGGAGUGGAGCACGCCCCCCCUUCUCUUUGUCCAAGCAGAAGACAGCGCCCCGCUUCCUUCCCAGAGCCGGUGGGCGCAGGUGGGGGAGGCCGGCUCCGGCCGGCUCGCAGUGGCGAUUCCGUUUUGACGUCCGUCUAGACGGGCACGGCCUCUGCUGGCUUUGCUGCCUGUGUGCAAGUAGAAUCUACAGGAGUCUGUGUGUGACGGGCACACCCCGGGCUGGCUAAGCUCUGCUCAGUAGUCACCAGAUUUUGGGCCGGGCUGUGGCACACGUAUCGCUACGCUCAGGGACCCGGGUUCGAGUCCCCGCUCCCCAGCUGCUGUGUGUGUGUGUGUGUGGGGGGGGGUGGGGGCACUUUAGGAGCAGCGGAGCAGGUCUGCAGGGGUGUCUCUGUCUCUCUCCCUGUCUUCCACUUCCCUCUCGAUUUCUCUCUGUCUCUGUCCAAACUAAACGAGUAAGCA
Molecule: messenger RNA, 1605 nt
Organism: Erinaceus europaeus (western European hedgehog)
Lineage: Eukaryota; Metazoa; Chordata; Mammalia; Eulipotyphla; Erinaceidae
Gene: RSPH1
Product: radial spoke head component 1
Exons: 9
Coding region: 48-1007 (319 amino acids)
Biological process (GO): spermatid development; axoneme assembly
Cellular component (GO): nucleus; motile cilium
Source: RefSeq, a predicted model, not a curated record